AUGGCCACGGUGAACCACCGCGCCCUGACCUCCUGGGUGGGCAUCGCCCGGCUCUUGGCCAUCGUGCUGUCCUGCCUCGCCUUCAGCCUGGUGGCCUCCACCGGGGACUUCGGGGGGUCCUAUGGGACAUGGUGCAUGUUCACUUGGUGCUUCUGCUUCAGCGUGACACUACUGGUGCUGCUGGUGGAGCUGCUGGAGCUCUACCCCAUGCUGCCUCUCUCCUGGGACGAUUUCACCUCGGCUUUCUCCAUGCUGGCGGCACUGAUGGUCUUCACCUCCUCAGUGGUCUUCCCUGCCACCUUCAUCAACAGCCCCUGCAACACCAGCUACUGUGCCCGGCAGGCCGUGGCCACCACUGCCUCCUGCCUCUGCUUCCUCGCCUACGCUGUCGAGGUGGGACUCACCCGUGCCAAGCCAGGGGACAUCAGCAGCUUCCUCUCCACUGUGCCUGGGCUCCUCAAGGUCUUCGAAGCCUACGUGGCUUGUCUUAUCUUUUCCUUGCUGGAUGAAUACGGUAAGGAGCCUGGCCUGAUGUGGUGUGUGGCUGUCUACUCCAUCUGCUUCAUCUUCACCUUCCUCAUCAUAAUCUUCACCAUUGGCCGGUGCCUCACCUACAUUCCCUGCUCACUGGAGAAGGUGCUGGUGGGGUACAACUUCCUGGCCUUGAUUAUGUAUAUCACCGCCACCGUCAUCUGGCCCCUCUACAGCUUCAGGGGACGGGGCCGCCCCCAAAACUGUGGCAGGAGCUGCUCAUGGGACAGGCACCUGGGGGUCACCUUCCUCACCAUCUUCAACCUCAUUGCCUACCUGGUGGACCUGGUCUACUCCACCAGGAUGGUCUUUAUCAGGACACCUCCCUAA
Messenger RNA from Acanthisitta chloris (rifleman), 861 nucleotides. It is a transcript of the gene MYADM, whose product is annotated as myeloid-associated differentiation marker. The coding region runs from base 1 to 861 and encodes 286 amino acids. The transcript has a single exon. Gene Ontology annotation, cellular component: membrane. The record is from RefSeq and is a predicted model, not a curated record. NCBI's taxonomy places the organism in Eukaryota, Metazoa, Chordata, Aves, Passeriformes, Acanthisittidae.